AUGGUCAAGGGUAGGUACCUCCCAACCAGGGGAACGACUCUCCUUUUUGUCCUGACAACACUUCUGUUUAUCUUGCACAACGUGAAUGUACUCAUCAUAUCAGAGGGGAGAAGCUUGAAGAGGUACCACCAACCCGCGGUUGGUUCGUCUCUCCUCAACCCGCUGCGAUAUCCUUGCGAACGUGAGUUUGAAAAUGGACGUAGAAGUACAGGGUGGAGAAGGGAACGCACCCCCACACCCCUGUUAAAAAUCCCACAGCUUCACCCUCCCAUGGGAAGAAAAAAAGUCCACCUCGCAAUUUUGAAGCGGUCAGCUUUGCCAAGUGGAUCCAUUUUGCUGAACUGGAAGGAAGGAGUAAACAAAUUAGUGAGCACGUGGAGACUACUCCUUCAGACAAACCAACAGGAAAGCAAAGAAGUUCAUCCCCUAAAGGAUUGCCGGUGGGAAAUCACAACUUUUAAUUUUCUAUUACAAAAGAAGGCUUCCUUUUUCCUUCACAUACAUGACAAUGGAACGGUGACCAUGUCCAACGAUAUGCAAGGUACGUGGUUCUACAGUAACUAUUACUUAACUUGGAGCGUGGAGUAUGCAGACCGACGCGUCUACUACACGGCGGAGCUCCUUUGGAACGGAGAAAAAAGCAAACUAAUCAAGGGCAUCAUCUAUGAGGAGCAGAAACGAAGGCGCUUCUUCCUACCUGCGUACUUUUUCAGGAAAAUACUCGGGUCCUUCGAAGGACGCGUCUCCAUGGAGUAG
Plasmodium cynomolgi strain B is the source of this 756-nucleotide messenger RNA. RefSeq lists its product as hypothetical. The coding region runs from base 1 to 756 and encodes 251 amino acids. Lineage: Eukaryota; Apicomplexa; Aconoidasida; Haemosporida; Plasmodiidae. The record is from RefSeq and is a predicted model, not a curated record. The transcript is spliced from 2 exons.